Colletes gigas is the source of this 2168-nucleotide messenger RNA. RefSeq names its product ataxin-7-like protein 1. The record is from RefSeq and is a predicted model, not a curated record. Bases 361 to 2130 code for a protein of 589 amino acids. Lineage: Eukaryota; Metazoa; Arthropoda; Insecta; Hymenoptera; Colletidae. The transcript is spliced from 6 exons.
CGCAGGAAUCUCAGUAAUAACCGUACGUGCGUGCCGUACGCUGAAGCGUGCUACUCGUACUCGGGCGUACAAACGAGAAAGGGGCUCUAUAGAAAAUUUCCGUGUCCGUGAAAGAUGUUUCCCGACAGAGACAUGCCAGACGGGGUUCGCGUUCGCUAGCAUUUCUAUUCACAAUAGGGAGCACCGAUAUUUUGCGAGCUAAAUGUAUUCGAGGAAUCGACGUGUCGAGGGCAGACUGCACGCGAACCGCCGCCGCCGUACCUGACAGUCCACGCGGCCCGGCCCCAAAACACUUUCUCCUCGCUAUAUACACACGACAAAUCGCAUCGUGUUUCAUUCACACCGCGAGCGCCACUGGCAAUGUCGGGAAGUGACAGUCCAACAUUCUUUCACGGCCAGCCCUGGUCCAGCUGGAUAGAAAGAAUAGGACGAGACAAGCCGUUGAGCGAUGAAGAAACAGAAGGUCAACUCUCUAGCUCAGUUACGCGUCUUGCAGCAGAAGACAUUGAUUUAUAUGGAUUUUGCCCAGAGAGGGACAGUUUUUACACGGUAGUGUGUGAAACAUGCCACGCCAUAGUUAAACCACAAGCUCUUAUACAACAUAUGGAAAGUCGCCAUCCUUCCGGCACGGUCAAUUUUCCAACUCCCUCCACCCCGGUCGUAAAGCCUCCCGUGAAAACGCCCUAUUGCAAAGUGUCGAAAUUGAAAAAGGCGCAGUCGUCGCCGCAGAUCACGACCGGGACCGCCAAGAUCAAUCACACGAACGUGAAACGGAACUCGGAGCAGCCUAGCGUGCCCACGAGCCUGUCGUCGACGUCGUUGCCGAUCGUCACGUCGCCGCGAUCGCCCCUCGAGUCGCUGCCGGUUCAGGCCGCGAACGCGACCGGGACCACGGUAUCGUCCAGUCCCGUGAAGAGCCCUGGAACGACAGGCGGUCAGACUCGCCGGAAAAGGCUCAAGACGGACAGGUCGCUGCUCAAGGAUCGCGAGUACGAUCCCGAUCGUCACUGCGGCGUCUGGAACGACGAGACCGGGAAGCCUUGCACCAGGUCGCUCACGUGCAAGGCGCACACGGUCUCGCUGCGACGGACGGUCCUCGGUCGGAGCAAAACCUUCGACAAGCUGCUCGCGGACCACCGCGCCGCGAAAGAGAUACCGAACAGGCCGACGAAGGUGACCGUAACCGGCACCGUGACCGUAUCCUCCGCCACCUCGAACCUCAACCCCCUGACACCCAACACCCCCGCCUUGACCGUCGAAACGGAAGCGCCCACCUCGCCGCCCGUUCUAUCGCUGCCAGACACGUAUCCACUGCCAAAGGCUGUUGAUUUGCUUUAUCGGUGUCUGGCCCCGCAUGGCUCCACUAAACCUACCAAGCUCGAAGAGGACUUCGCCAACGAGGAGCUGAGGAGCCUGGAGUCGUCGAUAGUGAACUCGACCGGUUCGUCGCAGUCGAGCUCGAUGAUGGCGCCGAUAUCGGUGGUGUUGCCGUCGUUGUCGCCGCUGCCAGCCGCCAGCAACGACGACGACGAGUCGUCGGUGGCGACGUUGGUGCCCAGCACCGCGUCCCCGGCGAUACCGGUCGUUCCAGCGUCGUUGCCGGCCGCUUGCGCACAGCCUCCGUUGGCCACCGGUGUCCUGGAGGCGGAGACGCCCGUGGACAUCGAUCCCGAGGCCGCCAUGACCAUCUACUCGCCGGUGUACAAGGACAAGCCGCAACUGGUGAUGCAGUUGCCACGCUCGAACAAUAUCGCUCAUUCGCCGGUGUCCAGGAGCUACCAGGUCCAGGCCUCGAUGCCCAGCCUCAUAUUCGAGCCCAUCGAGCAACUGGAGCAGCUGGAGCAACUGGAGCAGCAACACGCGCCCCAGAUCAACGGGAAGAGACUGAACCACGCCACCACCCACGCGGCCCAUCCGAGUCCCGUGAGCCAACGACAGCCCAAGAGGACCAAGCACGACUACCAGCAGGAUCUGACCACGGCGAUACAGGUCGAGGCGACCACCACCUCCUCGCCAUAUCCCCAUUUCGGCGACAUCGCCUGGUCGAACUGUCACCCGGAGCCACUGGCGGUCAGUCGGUGGCUUCGCAUUUCGUCCAGCCGUAAGCAGUACAACUUUAAUAUUCACUGACACAAGACCCCGCCCACUCCAGGCUGAGGACCACGCGA